Messenger RNA from Chionomys nivalis (European snow vole), 960 nucleotides. RefSeq names its product olfactory receptor 10AG1-like. Gene Ontology annotation, molecular function: G protein-coupled receptor activity; olfactory receptor activity. Lineage: Eukaryota; Metazoa; Chordata; Mammalia; Rodentia; Cricetidae. The record is from RefSeq and is a predicted model, not a curated record. The coding region runs from base 1 to 960 and encodes 319 amino acids. Gene Ontology annotation, biological process: G protein-coupled receptor signaling pathway. Gene Ontology annotation, cellular component: membrane. The transcript has a single exon.
AUGGAUGUAUCCACAUUACAAACUCCCCAACAAAAGAACCGUUCCAUAUUGUUAGAAUUCAUCUUAAUUGGAUUUUCUGAUGUUCCCAAUUUGCAAGAAUUUCUUUUUGUGGUGUUCUUGAUAAUGUAUUUAAUUAUUGUGAUGAGCAAUAGUUUUAUCAUCAUAAUUACUAGGACUGACCCUUCUCUGCAGACUCCCAUGUAUUAUUUCCUUGGAAAUUUUUCUUUCUCAGAAAUAUGUUAUGUGUCAGUCAUUCUCCCCAGAUUAUUAACCAGUCUCUACAGACAAGACAGAAGCAUUUCCAUUAUAGCAUGUGCUACUCAAAUGUAUUUAUUCCUUUGUUUGGGGGCCACUGAAUGCCUUAUUCUGACUGUUCUGGCUUAUGACAGGUAUGUUGCCAUUUGCAACCCAUUGCUCUACCCUGUCAUCAUGAACAAUAGUUUCUGUAUACAACUGGCAACUGGCUGUUGGGUAUUUGGAGUUCCUGUGCAUAUAGGGUUCACAUAUUGGAUCUUCUCUCUACCAUUUUGUGGAUCAAAUCAGUUGAAUCAUUUUUUCUGUGAUGUACCUCCAGUAGUGACCCUAGCUUGUGAGGACACUUUAAUGCUAGAGGUAGUGAUUUAUGUGAUUGCCCUUUUAGUGGUCACAAUUCCUUUUAUGUUCAUACUUGGAUCUUAUGUAAAAAUAAUCUCAACAAUUCUGAAGCUUCCAUCUGCUACUGGGAGAGCCAAGGCCUUCUCUACAUGUUCUUCCCACCUUAUAAUUGUAGCUUUAUUCUUCGGAUCAGGUAUCAUCACAUAUUUGAGACCAAAGUCCAGCUACUCAGCAGUAACAGACAAAUUCCUUUCUCUUUUCUAUACAGUUGUGACCCCACUGUUUAAUCCCAUAAUAUACUGUUUGAGAAACAAAGAUGUUAUGAUUGCAUUGAAAAAGUUUCUUUUGAGACAUUUUAUGUUUUGA